Molecule: messenger RNA, 927 nt
Organism: Heteronotia binoei (common prickly gecko)
Lineage: Eukaryota; Metazoa; Chordata; Lepidosauria; Squamata; Gekkonidae
Product: olfactory receptor 5A2-like
Exons: 1
Coding region: 1-927 (308 amino acids)
Biological process (GO): G protein-coupled receptor signaling pathway
Cellular component (GO): membrane
Molecular function (GO): olfactory receptor activity; G protein-coupled receptor activity
Source: RefSeq, a predicted model, not a curated record
AUGGAAAGAAAGAAUCAGACAAUUGUGACAAAGUUCAUUCUCUUGGGACUGUCAGAUGAUCCUAAUGUCCAGUUUGUCCUUUUUGCUACAGGGCUGUUGAUAUACAUGUUCACAUUAGCAGGGAAUCUGGUCAUUAUAGUUUUGAUACGAACUAACCAUCAUCUCCAGACUCCAAUGUACUUCUUGCUGAGCAAUCUGGCGUUUACUGACAUCUGCUACAUCAGCUCCACUAUGCCAAAGAUGUUAUGGGAUCUCAUGACAGGGAACAAGACCAUCUCCUUUGCUGGCUGGGCAUUCCAAAUGUUCUGCUUUCUAAUCACAGCAGGUACUGAUGGUGUCCUACUCACUGUUAUGGCAUAUGAUCGUUAUGCUGCCAUCUGCCAGCCAUUGCACUACACAUUGCUCAUGAGCCAGCCUGUGCUCAGAUGGCUUGUCGCAAUGUCAUGGGCGAUUGGAGGAGUUAACGGCAUUGUUGAUACUGCCUUUGUUUUCUCCUUGGACUUCUGUGGUCCCAAUAAGAUAGUGCACUUCUUUUGUGACAUCCCACCUGUCUUGCAACUGUCUUGCUCUGACACUUCCCUUGCUGAACUGGUGACUUUUAUGAUCUCUGGAGGCAUCUUGAUAGCAUCUGUCUCCUUCAUUUUCCUCUCCUAUGUCCUGAUUGUCUUAUCUGUGCUCAAAAUCAGUGCAGCUCAGGGCAGGAUCAAGACAUUCUCUACUUGUGCCUCCCACCUUACUGCAGAGACUAUCGCCUACAGCACAGCUAUUGUAAUGUACUUGACACCUGCCUCUGUCCGCUCCAGAGAAGUUGACCGUGUGAUCUCUGUGUUGUAUGCCAUCAUCACUCCUUUGUUAGCCCCUCUAAUCUACAGCCUCAAGAACAAAGAAAUGCAGACAGCGCUUCUGAAUGUUCUUGGAAAGAAAUAA